CAAUUCUCAAAGCGACAGCUCCCUCCCUUCCUCAUCAAUCUUCCCUCCUUACUUUAUUCAUUCUUUAAUAUCGCCCAAGAUCUCCCUCCCACCGCCGUAAAUCUUGGUUUCUCCUCCCCUUCCUUCGAUCUCGAUCUCUCUUUUCCGUCCAAUUCCUUCUACGCAGUUUCUGUAGGUAAGGAUUUGUAGAAUUUAUUUUUCUACAGAAACUGUGGAGCUCCUCCCUUUGGAAUUUUGAAGAAUUAUGAAGUGUCAUUCACAAUGAAUGAACUGAGUAUUCCUCUUCUUCGGUUCCUUGCUAGUUCGAGUCUGGAUUCUGGAUAUAUCUUUGGAUGGCUGAUUACAGGGUCUUUUGGACUUUUAGCUAUUGUUUAUGCCUUCCUGAAAUGGCAGAGAUCGAUGUCUCUUAAUUGGCUUAAAGCUGCUUCCCGGGCUAAAAAGCAAGCGUGGAAGAAGCUAAAAGUUCCCCUAUCGCAUCAUACAUGGGUGGAAGAUGUUUCUUCUGGUGGCCUGCCAUCCACAUGCUGUGUGUGCUUAACUUCUCUAGUCUCUCAGAAUAAAGGAGCAAAACCUAUAUCAAGGUCGCCAAUACAUAGAUGUCGUGUUUGUGGUGUGGCAGCUCAUUUUCAUUGUUCUCAGUUUGCAGCAAAAGAUUGUAAAUGUGUUGCACAAGCUGGUUAUGGUAAAGUUCAGCACCACUGGUCAGAGAGAUGGUUUAAUCUUGACGACAAUCCCGAGAUGUCAGCCUUUUGUUUUUACUGUGAUGAACCUUGUGGCAUCCCUUUUAUUGAUGCAUCUCCAGCUUGGUAUUGCUUGUGGUGUCAACGGAUUAUACAUGUUAAGUGCCAAGUGAAAAUGUCCGAGGAAUGUGGCGAUGUUUGUGAUCUAGGUGCUCACAGAAGAAUCAUUCUUUCUCCCCUAUGUGUCAAAGGUGUUGAAACUGAGACAUUGAGUUCCAUUACUGAAGAAAUUAUUGCUUCUACAGUCCGUGGACAAGCCCGAAAAAAGAGGCAUCGGAACAGGCAUGGAAAUCGUGGUAAGCAACCAGAAAAUCCAACUGCCCAAGGAGCAGUUCUUACUGUCCUUAAGGGUCUUGUUGGAAUCCAGACUAUCCAGACUUCUAGCAGUGAAGAUGAUAAUGAUCAUUCUUUGAAUGUUAGCAAGGGUCUUAAUAAGAAAAGCACAACGAAAGCAUCAGCCAAUAAGAAGAAAUCAGUUGAUGCUUGUGACCGAUUAAAAAACUAUACUAUUCUGGAUUUACCUUCAGAUGCAAGGCCUCUUCUGGUCUUCAUUAAUGCCAAAAGUGGAGCACGAAACGGGCCUCUCCUGCACAGAAGGUUGAACAUGCUAUUAAACCCUAUACAGGUAGUUGAACUCGGUUCCUCUCAAGGUCCAGAGGCUGGCUUAGAGCUGUUCAGAAAUUUGCAAUACUUCAGGGUUUUGGUUUGUGGUGGUGAUGGAACAGUUGCUUGGGUCCUUGAUGCAAUAGAGAAGUACAAUUAUGAGUCACCUCCACCAGUUGCAGUUCUGCCUUUAGGAACUGGAAAUGAUUUGUCAAGGGUCCUGCACUGGGGUGGGGGGUUUUCUGUUGUCGAAGGACAAGGUACCUUAAGCACUUUCUUGACCGACGUUGAAAAUGCGGCAGUGACAAUGCUUGAUCGCUGGAAAGUCAACAUAACAGAAGAAAAGUCACCAAGUACCGUAAAAUCAAAGUUCAUGAUGAACUACUUAGGUAUUGGAUGUGAUGCAAAGGUUGCAUAUGAGUUUCAUACAGAUAGGGAAGAAAAUCCAGCAAAGUUUUACAGCCAGUUUUUAAAUAAACUUAGGUAUGCCAAAGAAGGUGCUAGGGAUAUGAUGGGCAGAGCUUGUGCAGACUUGCCAUGGCAAGUCUGGCUUGAAGUUGAUGAGAAAGAUAUUGAGAUACCAAAAGAUGCUGAGGGUUUAAUUGUGCUGAACAUUGGUAGCUAUAUGGGUGGAGUUGACCUUUGGCAAAAUGAUUAUGAAUACGAUGACAAUUUCAAUCACCAGUACAUGCAUGACAAAACGCUUGAAGUUGUCUGUGUUACUGGAUCAUGGCACCUGGGAAAACUUCAGGUUGGACUUUCACAGGCAACUAGGCUAGCACAAGGGAAACUUGUAAGGUUACAUGUGUCCAGUCCUUUUCCUGUACAAAUCGACGGGGAACCUUUUAUUCAGCAACCUGGAUGCUUAGAAAUAACACAUCAUGGACAGGUGUUUAUGCUUCGAAGAGCAUCUGGGGUGGAUGGACCUAGAGGUCAUGCAGCUGCCAUAAUGACGGAGGUGUUGGUGGAUGCAGAAUGUAAGGGAGUUAUAAGCGCCUCGCAGAAGAAGUUACUUCUGCAAGAGAUCGCCCUCCAGCUUUCUUGAUCAUUUUCUCACUGAUCGAUCCUUCACAAUUUUGCCAUCACGACAGUCAGACAGGUAUAGCUGAAGAACAUGGUUCUCGAUUUCUUCUAAUUCUUUGACAAAGUAUAGUUCGAACUACAAGGAGCGUGUAAUAUAGAAGUUUUGUUCGAGGUUAACCCUUUCUUCUAGGAGAUGUUUUGUUUUUUAUCCCCUUAGGAUUUGUCGAAGCAAUGCUUGUUUUCUUCGACUUGAAAUGUAUUUCAGAUGUACUAGAGUAUUAUGAUAGUCAAUAGUAUACAAAGCGAUUUCAAACUUACAA
Salvia hispanica is the source of this 2686-nucleotide messenger RNA. RefSeq names its product diacylglycerol kinase 2 (gene DGK2). Gene Ontology annotation, cellular component: membrane. The record is from RefSeq and is a predicted model, not a curated record. Gene Ontology annotation, molecular function: ATP-dependent diacylglycerol kinase activity. Lineage: Eukaryota; Viridiplantae; Streptophyta; Magnoliopsida; Lamiales; Lamiaceae. Gene Ontology annotation, biological process: phospholipase C-activating G protein-coupled receptor signaling pathway.